Messenger RNA from Cannabis sativa, 1902 nucleotides. RefSeq lists its product as uncharacterized. Lineage: Eukaryota; Viridiplantae; Streptophyta; Magnoliopsida; Rosales; Cannabaceae. The transcript has a single exon. The coding region runs from base 909 to 1343 and encodes 144 amino acids. The record is from RefSeq and is a predicted model, not a curated record.
GCCCUACAUGUUCCCAAAAUAGUAUGUUGUAACCAAAGAAAAAGGAAUGGUAACCCAUUGGUGUAAUGACCCACAAACUUAUAAUUGGGUUGCAGAAGAAGCAAGUAAUUAACCUGAAAAAAGAAUGGCAUUUUCUGCAUGGUUGUGGUGGGAGUAUGUAUUGUAUAGGGGAAGCACUCUCUAUGCUAUUUAAAACCCUUUUGUCUAUUAUUAUUAUUAUUUUCUCAAAUAUCAAUCUCCCUUACCAUUUUCUCCAAACCCAAAGUUUCCUUUAAUUUUUUUCUUUUCUAAAUUUGGUAGUAGGGGGCUAAAAUCUCCAACCCAAAUUCAUAUAAGUAAAACAGUUUGUCCAACAAAAGCAUUGAGUUGUUGAGAUCACACUCCCAUCCCAUGUAUGUCAGUUCUCAUUUUUCAAAGCUUUUAUCUUUCUCUCUCAUUGCAAAACCCAACCAGAGUUUUGAUUACCUACAAUUCCUCAGCCAUAGGAUUGUCAAGGCCUUCUAUUUGAUUUGAUUCCUUGUCUUUUAUUUAACACUGAAACAAAGUAAAAUCAUUUGAAGGGGUGCUGAAGGUGAAGAAUUCAAGAAGAUAUUCAGUUUUACUGAAAUUCUUGUAAUUUGGUCCCUGCCCUUUUGUUUGUUCUGGGUCUUGAGCCUAAUCAGGGUUUAGGGUUUUUCAGUGAAUUGAAUCUUACUGUUAUUAGUCGUUUUAAAUCUACCUAUAGUACAACAUGGGUCCCAAAUAGUUAUUGGAGGAGUUCUAUUUUUUCAAUAAAUAAGUCAUUUUUCUGUAGAAGUUCCGGCUUUGCUUCAAACAAAUGAUUUCACAGUAGUAAUAGAAAGAUGAAUUGAAUCAAACAAAGCUCAAAUUUUCUUAGGAAGGAAAGCUUAUUUUUGGUUAUUUUCUUAAUGGGUUUAUCUGGGUUUUUUCUCCUAUGUGUUCUCCACUCUUCAAUAGCUUUGACUUGUGGAGUUCUGAUGAUGUUCUAUGCGAACGAGUUCGCUGUGUUUGGCCAUGGAAGAGAAACUGCUAUCAAGCUUCAAGGGUCAACGCCACAAGAUCAGCUUUUGAUCCAAACCUCUGAUUCAUUUUCGGGUUUGCUUCUAUUUGCUAUUGGUUUCAUACUGUUAAUGGCGGCUUUUGUUAAAGACAGAGAGUUUCAAAGUUUCUUUGCUAAAGGGUGUGUCUUGCUUCACAUCGCCAUGGCCAUUUGGCGAGUUUACUUUGAGAGAAAACUUGAAGACCUCGCUCGUGAUUGGCCCAGGCAAGUUUUUGGAGAUAUUGCACUAGCCUUUUCAUGGAUUUUCCUUCUUGUUUACUCAUGGAGAGAAAAAUACGAUUAGUUGGGUAACUACAUUUUACUUGUUUACAAAGCAGAGGAUAUCAAUUUUGAGGAGGAAGGUACUCUUGAUUUUCAAUUCUUUAAUUUGGUUCCUCUACUUCUUGAUUAGAAAUGAAAAUAAAAAAUGGGAAAGCCUUUCUUUGAAGGAGUUUGUGCAAAACUUUAUGUUCAUUCUGAAAAAGUAUCUCUUGCUUUAUGCUACAACUUUUAGACCAGAUUUCAUUGAAGAAUAGAUCAAAUACAUUCUGGGUUAGUGUCUUUAUCUGAAUCUUGUAAAUCCUGUUGGAGCUGGGAUCUGAAAAAUGAAAGCAAGAUCUUGGGCUGCCAUGUUGGCUUAACCUGAAAAUAAGAAAAAUGGUUUGCAGCCAUUUCUGUUAGCUUAUCCUGAAUACCCUUCUUGUAAAUUUCCUCAGGCCAUAUGUCAAAUCAUGAGAUAUCUGUAACUUUCUAUUUCAUUACAUUUGUAGGACACUUGCUGCUUUGACUCAACAUCAUAUAUAAUAAAAAUGUAACUUUAUUUUCCAUGAUCAAAUGUCAUCUUUGUUUUGUUGAUUUAAAAA